ACGGCUGUUUCCUGUCCUGGUGCAUGGUGGUCGGACGAAGGAAUUGUUGGAAAAUUUUCUCGGAGGUUCGUAUAUAAAUGUGUUUUUACCCAGUGUGCAUUAUUCUCCGCCUGGCCGCCGCCCUCAGCGCGGCGGCGCGGGCCCGCUUGGGCCCGGGCUCCGGCUCCCGCUGCUCAGCCUCCGCCGCAGGCCUUGCCGAUUUUAUGGGCCGGCCGCGGUAGCGGCGUCUGGGCAGAAGCGGAGUUUAUUAAUAACCCGCGGCCGCCACUCUAGGCGGCGGAGCUUUUUUCGUUGAGGACUCAACUCCCCCCAGCUUGUCUCUGAGCGAUGCGCCCCGCCUGUUUCCCUCAGGGGACCGCCAAGGGGAGGGAGUGAAAGAGGGGAGGGUGGAGCCCUCGGGAGCCUUGGCCGCGUUUCUCGGCCUGACCUCCGCGCAGAGCGAGUCCCCAGGCGCCGCCGAGGCAGAGUUCCGCCGCCUGGGACGCCGGGCCCACGGGCCACACCAGGCCGCAGCGGGGGCGCCGGGGACAGGGCUGGCCCAGGCCCUCCCAGGACCUGCCGGUCUCACCUAGCGCUUGCUUCCCAUGCGUAUCGUGGGCAGAUUGUUUCCCCCUCACCCUUUCUUCUAUUAAAAAAAAAAAAAGGUUACUGAGGUCUAACAUCGGAUAUUAGAAAUUUACAAUUUUAUCCUCCCUUUUCUCCAGUUUUGGCCAAAAGAGUGAACAAAUUCUUAUAAGUCUCUUUGAAACGUAUUAUUGUGGAACGCGAACUAGUUUUUAUUCCUUCCCCUUUUGCUUUGGACAUUUGUUUUUUCCACAUAAUAACGAAGUUAAAAAGAGGAAAGAAGAAUACCAUUGCCAGCCCAUUAUUUGUUUAAAAUCAGCGUCAGCCUUUGCUUUGGAAGUGUCUAAAUCAGCUGAUAUAAUCAAGUGAGAAUGUGGGGAGAAAUUGUAGGUUCGAGAUUGUGGUCGGCUUUGUCCUGAAUCUUACCAGAAGAUACUUGUGUUUUCCUGUAGUUGACAAAAAACGGUAGAAGAUGUUGUUAGCCCAAAUAAAUCGAGAUUCUCAGGGAAUGACAGAGUUUCCUGGAGGAGGGAUGGAGGCGCAACAUGUUACGCUGUGCUUGACAGAGGCAGUCACCGUGGCAGAUGGUGACAACUUAGAAAAUAUGGAAGGCGUAAGCUUGCAAGCAGUAACACUUGCAGAUGGUUCUACUGCUUACAUACAACACAAUUCUAAAGAUGCAAAACUCAUAGAUGGCCAGGUCAUUCAGUUGGAAGAUGGUUCUGCGGCCUAUGUUCAACAUGUACCCAUACCUAAAAGUACAGGGGACAGUUUGCGUCUAGAGGAUGGUCAAGCAGUACAGUUAGAAGAUGGUACCACAGCAUUUAUUCACCACACCUCCAAAGAUAGUUAUGACCAGAGUGCAUUACAGGCGGUUCAGCUGGAAGAUGGUACCACAGCUUAUAUCCACCAUGCAGUGCAAGUCCCGCAGUCUGACACCAUCUUGGCAAUUCAGGCUGAUGGGACAGUGGCAGGUCUGCACACUGGGGAUGCUACAAUUGACCCUGACACCAUCAGUGCUUUGGAACAGUAUGCAGCAAAGGUGUCCAUUGAUGGAAGUGAAAGUGUAGCAGGUACUGGAAUGAUUGGAGAAAAUGAGCAAGAGAAAAAAAUGCAGAUUGUUUUACAAGGACAUGCUACAAGAGUAACUGCUAAAUCUCAACAGAGUGGAGAGAAGGCAUUUCGAUGUGAAUAUGAUGGAUGUGGAAAAUUAUAUACAACAGCUCAUCAUCUCAAGGUCCAUGAGAGGUCACACACAGGAGAUCGGCCUUAUCAGUGUGAGCAUGCAGGCUGUGGGAAGGCAUUUGCAACAGGUUAUGGAUUAAAAAGUCACGUCAGAACUCAUACAGGAGAAAAGCCAUAUCGGUGUUCGGAAGAUAAUUGUACUAAAUCUUUCAAAACUUCAGGAGAUCUACAGAAACACAUCAGAACUCAUACAGGAGAAAGGCCCUUUAAGUGUCCCUUCGAAGGCUGCGGUCGGUCCUUUACAACAUCAAAUAUCAGAAAAGUGCACGUUAGGACACACACAGGAGAAAGACCUUAUUACUGCACAGAGCCAGGAUGUGGGAGGGCAUUUGCCAGUGCAACAAAUUAUAAAAACCAUGUGAGGAUACACACAGGAGAAAAGCCAUAUGUUUGUACAGUUCCUGGGUGUGACAAAAGGUUUACAGAAUAUUCCAGUUUGUACAAACAUCAUGUUGUCCACACUCAUUCCAAACCUUACAACUGUAACCACUGUGGGAAGACAUACAAGCAGAUCUCCACGCUGGCCAUGCACAAACGGACAGCCCACAACGACACUGAGCCCAUCGAGGAGGAGCAGGAAGCCUUCUUUGAGCCGCCCCCAGGUCAAGGUGAAGAUGUUCUUAAAGGGUCCCAGAUUACGUAUGUUACAGGUGUAGAAGGGGACGACGUUGUUUCUACACAAGUAGCCACAGUAACCCAAUCUGGACUGAGUCAACAAGUUACACUCAUAUCCCAGGAUGGGACUCAGCAUGUCAACAUAUCUCAAGCUGACAUGCAGGCCAUUGGCAACACCAUCACAAUGGUAACGCAGGAUGGCACGCCCAUCACAGUCCCCGCCCAUGAUGCAGUCAUCUCCUCAGCAGGAACGCACUCUGUUGCUAUGGUUACUGCUGAGGGUACAGAAGGGGAACAGGUUGCAAUUGUAGCUCAAGACUUGGCAGCAUUCCAUACUGCCUCAUCAGAAAUGGGGCACCAGCAGCAUAGCCAUCACUUAGUAACCACAGAAACCAGACCUCUGACCUUAGUAGCAACAUCCAAUGGCACCCAGAUUGCAGUUCAGCUUGGAGAACAGCCAUCUCUGGAAGAAGCCAUCAGAAUAGCGUCUAGAAUCCAACAAGGAGAAACGCCAGGGUUGGAUGAUUAAUCCUCAGAACAAUGGAGCAAUAAAGCAGAAGGAGUCUUUCAUCUUCUGGCAGCAGAAAUCCAUGAAGCCCGGGCCCAGGAAAAUUAGAAGUUUUCCAUUCCUGAUACACUGUACACAUUUUUAUGCGAGAGUGGAGAACAUUUUAUUCUUGACACUUUUGUGUAUAUAACCCUUGGAAUAGAUUCUCAGAGUGAUUCAUUGUGUACAAGGAAGUAUGAAAUUAGGGCAAUACAGUAAAUUUUCAUGUUACUCUUUUAUCAGAUCACAAACUCCUAGAGUCUACAUGCAAGACUAGUAAAGUCUUAUGGAGUCUUAUGAUGGAUUUUUAACUUCCCGUGGAAAAAAAAAUAAAGGCUGUAUCUAAAAUAUCAAAGGUUCUAUAUGUCACACAAUCGUAAUUCCAAAAGCCAUUAUGGAUAAUAAAGGGUGUAAAGCCUUCAGAUAUUUCCCCAGUUAGUAGAGUGUCUGCGGUUUUUGUUCUACUAUAUGCUUGUCCAUUUUUAUUUGUAUCUCAUGGUUUGCAGACUGUUUGAAUAAUUUAUAGUUUCCCAUCCCUGUUAAAAACCAGCUCUUCAAGCUGAAAUGCUAAUUAUAUUGGCAUUACAUUGAAUUAUGUACAAAAUUAUAAAAUUUGGUUAUUUAAAAUUAAAAAGUUAAAUCCAGUGGUUUUGUUAAAGAUUUUGCUUAGUAUUCAAUUUUUAUUACUGUUUUUUAAAAAUAAUGAAUCAUCAAAGUUUAACCACAGGCUGGUGCCCGGGAUAACAGUACUGUAAUUGGAAAUGGCUUUACUCUGAAAAUUAGGUUAGUGGGUUGGUGUAAAUUAUUUAUUUUUGCUUAUGUACUUUUGUUUUAAAGCUUAUUUACCCCAAAGUUUAUUAUUAAUUUUGAAUACAGCAAUUUUUAAAAUGUUA
This is a messenger RNA of Homo sapiens (human), 3864 nucleotides long. RefSeq names its product zinc finger protein 143 (gene ZNF143). The transcript is spliced from 16 exons. Gene Ontology annotation, cellular component: chromosome; chromatin; nucleus. Lineage: Eukaryota; Metazoa; Chordata; Mammalia; Primates; Hominidae. Gene Ontology annotation, molecular function: transcription regulator activator activity; core promoter sequence-specific DNA binding; RNA polymerase II cis-regulatory region sequence-specific DNA binding. Bases 1037 to 2953 code for a protein of 638 amino acids. The record is from RefSeq and is a predicted model, not a curated record. Gene Ontology annotation, biological process: regulation of transcription by RNA polymerase II; regulation of transcription by RNA polymerase III.